UACUGACUUAACCACAGCCACUUUAAUAAUGGAAAUUGAUGGAAAUUGAUGGAAAAAUGUUUCACUAGCCACUUUAAACAAUGCCACUUAAUAUAACUUUGAGCACCUACUCAGAACCCUGAUGGUCAAAGGGGUCGCAUGACAAAAGACAGAACCCCAGCAAGUCACAUGGGGCCUGAGGCACUGGGCGAAGAGCCAGGGGAUCACAGGUCGGCCGCUCCCUCGCCCAUCAAUUCUCCCCUUAGACAUUCAGGUGACACGCCUGUGCGGGAACCCGCAGUCCUCGCAGACAAGCCCCCUGUCUUUUCACGAUGCGGGCGUCUGUCCCAGCCACCAAAAAUACUUAAUCUGUAGGUUUCCCAUCAGGGAUUGUUGACAGAGAUAAAAGUGAAGAGAAUAUCAAAAUGUGUUGUUGUUCUGAAAAAAAAAAACAGUUCAUGUUGGAAAUUGUUACUAGGUUUGUUUUGUUAGUGAAUUGACACCUCCUGUCCUAUUUUAUUAAAUGGGAGAUGUUAUGGGUGUAAGAUGGCACAGUGAUGCCAUCUGUUGGUAAAUGUUCAUUACUGCAACUCUUGUGUUUUACCGGGGUGCUUGAGAUACUCGGAUGUGUUGUGAUGUACUGAACAAGACUGGUUACUCGCAUCAAUGCCUCUGUCUCGUCAUUUAACAUUCAAACAGCAGCUUUGCGGACUGCUCCAUUGACAAUUAAUGACUUCUGUCAGAACGCAAGGAGUUUGAUGCAUCUGGUGGAAAUGAGACUUAAAGCUUCGUUUACAUUUCCCAUAAGCACCAUUAUCUUGCGCCAGAUGUCAUGCAAUUCAAUGGGGACCUCGGUAACAGAGUGGAAUCGCAACACCCCCUUGAGGUUGAAGGCUCUGUUGCGAGACGGACACUGCAUAUUUUGACAUUUUCCAAACUUUGCAUCGUCUUCAGUCCAGCCAGAGUCUAUCGAAGAACAGGAAGUUAUCAACCCACAAGAGAAGAUGAAAAUGUGGUUUUCCCUGAUGUCUUUAUGGGAUAGCUAUUACAUUGUAAACCAUUACACAUUCCUAUAAACAAUGAUGCACAAGAAGAGACCCUCUGUGGAAAAAAGCGAAAGUGCUGCUCCACCAGAUGUGUCAAAACCCAAGAAGAGUAAGACCACUGGGCAUCAUCCAAGGCCACUACUCAGGAGGACACCAAUAAUGACUCUGUCUUUGGUCAAUUUCUGCGCGCGGGCUGGUGUCAUCUUGAGAAAAGGAAGUAUAUCCAAUGAAAUUGCUGUAGAACAAAUGGUUUUCCAAAAGAGACUCCAGCAACGACUGAAAAAGAGUCCCAGAUACCCCGGGAUUGUCCAGGAGUUAAUCAAAGGACUGGAGUCGCACAUUGAGGAUCCUGAGAGGUUCAGGAACUGUCUCCUCCCUGUGUACCACGCCUGGCCGAUGGCACCUGCAGCUCUGUCAGUUCAUUUUAGGAGAGUCUGCUGUGCAUGCUGCUGGGGAAUCAAGAUGCUGCAGGUAUGACAGCCUCUCUCUAUGCAAAAACACCUUGGUCUAAGUAGUGUUGGUAUUUAUCCAUCAUCUUCCACUGGAUGUGAAAUUCAAAUAUGACCACAAUUUUGUAAAGCCUUUCCUUUUUUCUUUUUGUUGUAGACUUUGGUCAUUAACACUAUGACAGCAGAUCUAACCUAUACUCUACACUAAUUCAAUCUGUAUAUUCCCACUAAGUAGUUAUCAAGGCAUAAGGCGAGACCCAAAUGCAGACACAGGAGGAAGAUGGUUGGAGUCUUACAAUGUUUAUUAAUCCAAAGGGGUAGGCAAGAGAAUGGUCGUGGA
Oncorhynchus kisutch (coho salmon) is the source of this 1814-nucleotide messenger RNA. RefSeq names its product Fanconi anemia group D2 protein-like. Bases 1059 to 1502 code for a protein of 147 amino acids. The record is from RefSeq and is a predicted model, not a curated record. NCBI's taxonomy places the organism in Eukaryota, Metazoa, Chordata, Actinopteri, Salmoniformes, Salmonidae. The transcript is spliced from 6 exons. Gene Ontology annotation, biological process: mitotic intra-S DNA damage checkpoint signaling; double-strand break repair involved in meiotic recombination; interstrand cross-link repair. Gene Ontology annotation, cellular component: condensed chromosome; nucleus. Gene Ontology annotation, molecular function: DNA polymerase binding.